Molecule: messenger RNA, 1923 nt
Organism: Naegleria lovaniensis
Lineage: Eukaryota; Heterolobosea; Eutetramitea; Acrasida; Naegleriidae
Exons: 1
Coding region: 1-1923 (640 amino acids)
Source: RefSeq, a predicted model, not a curated record
AUGCAAACAGCACUGACACUAAGUGUAAGGUGUAAGGUGCCAAAAUAUAACAACUCUCCAGUCACUACAGGUACCUUGAAGAAGAAGGAAAUCUCAGAAGCAGCCGCUGAAAUGUCCACAGAGAAGAAGCAGAUCCAAGUUUCAAACACUCCUCCUUCAUUGCGACCAUCUCCAGUAGUAGCAUCAUCAAGUUCCAGUACCAUACGAGCAGAAAACAGUGCCAUCAUACCCUCGCUAGUAGUCCCAAGUGACAUGAAGAUCAUGGAUGCUUCCGUGGCUGCACCUCGUACUGAAACAACAACGAGUUCAGUUCAAUCAUUGACACCCACUCCAUCAUCUCCACUUGCUUCUUUAUCUACUCAACAAGAACUCCAUGUCAAGAAGAAUCCAAACGAGCAGCAGAAGGAGCAUCUUGUGACGACACCUCAAAACAAAAUUCAAAUUGUUGAAGAACAUCAAGUUUCUCAACAACAGCAACAACUGCAACAAUCAACGACACGAACCACGACAGAACAUCCACAAACAAGGAGUGAAAUUGAAUCAACAAAAUCUGUCAAUUCUACCAAGGUUACUAAGGAACAAGAACCACAACACUCACUCAAAUCCUCCUCAAUGGAACCACCCAUUUCAUCCAAAAAUAGUAAUAACCAACACAAGGACACACCACCAUCUCCAAACAACCAAGAACAAACAAGUGAAAAAUCUGCAACAACACUCUCAGUCAAGCCAAUUAAGGAAGAAGAACAUGGCAAUGAUGAAAAAGAAGAGAAUGAACAAGAUCUCAACCAAGAAGAAGAAGACGAAUCAGUCGAUCAUGACUCUGAAUUGAACUCCUCUUCGAAUGAUGAUGAUAAUGAUGAACAAGACACUACGGAACAUCCAAAAGAUGAUGAUAACGAUGACGACGAAGAAGAAGAAGUAGAUCAACCAGAAGAGGUUACAGAACCACACACAACACUAGAUUCUAAAACCUUUAUUCAUCAACAAGAUGACCUUCAAUCAUUGAAAAAAGCAUUACAACAGGUUCUUCAGAAGAAUGAGCCUUCAUUAUCAAGUAGAAAGAAGAACAAGACGAAACAACAAGAUCAACACGAGACACAAUCAUCUCCUCAGCAACAACUGCAACAACCACAACAACAACAAGUGGAAAACAAGGUUUCUGAACAAUUUGUUACUUCUUCGAAUCAUGAAGAAUCUCUCACACCACAACAUGCUCAUCAUCAUUUACGUAAAACUCUCUCAGCAGCAACAAAUUCAGAAUCAACAAUGACCACCAUCACACCUACUACUACUACUACCACACCAACUACUAGUGAAACUUCAACCAAAAACAAUCCUCUCCAAUUCAAUACAUCAACAUCAACAACAUCAACUACUACUACUACUACGAAAAAUUCAACGACCAAUACUGAAAAUAUGAUGGAACAAACUCAACCCCCUCCAAGAAUCACUCGAGGUCCAACCUCUCUCUAUCCCACUCCAGACCUUGGUCAUCCACCUCAUUCCAUCAUUCCCAUCAAGACUCCACGUCAAUCUUUUCACAUGAAACCUGAAAAUUUUCAAUGUACAUGGAAAGACACACAUCAAGUCUUUCUCUCUCAAUAUCAUGCCAUUUGGGGAAGUGGUAUUCCAUUGAGACUCUUUUACAGACUUUGGAAUGCUUUUAUUGAAUAUUCAAUUUUCAAGACUGAUAAAUUGUACUUUUUGGGAGUUUUGAUUCGAGAUUUGAGAAAACCUCAUGAGAGAAGUAUCAUGCCAUGUUCAGAUCGAAUUACAAGAAUUGAUAAUGUUGGACAAAAUGGAGAAAAGAAUGGAGAAGUGAGAUAUUGGGAAAUUUCAGCUGAUUUUUGUGAAUAUUAUCAAGAAAAGGAAAGAAGUGAGGGAAUUUCACACAAGAGACAAUAUGUAUUUGUUCCUUCUUGA